Messenger RNA from Lobosporangium transversale, 1016 nucleotides. RefSeq lists its product as hypothetical. Gene Ontology annotation, biological process: mRNA processing. Gene Ontology annotation, cellular component: mitochondrion. The coding region runs from base 38 to 973 and encodes 311 amino acids. Lineage: Eukaryota; Fungi; Mortierellomycota; Mortierellomycetes; Mortierellales; Mortierellaceae. The record is from RefSeq and is a predicted model, not a curated record. The transcript is spliced from 2 exons.
AAAAAACGCAUUUACACAUUACAUAGACAAAACUCUGAUGUUUGCAAGACUUGCCAAGCGGGCUGCACAACCCGUGUCUGCCCUGAGGGGUACCAAGAACUGCAAUAACAACAUCUUGCGCAAUCCUUCCCUUGGUUUAAAUGCCAUCCGUCAUCAGUCCUCCUCAUCCUCCAGUCGAGAUAAUGACAACAGCAACAAUUCGGAAGUGGAACCCAUCAGUCCAAAUGAGAAACCAGUCAAUGCCUCGUUUGAGUUACAACAAGUCGAUCUUGCUCAUGGCUCAUUCUUUGCAUUGCAUCGCCCUCUGCUGGGUAUUACCAACGGUCCCAUGUUUGCCAGCAACAACGGCCUGUUUAACGAUGAUGACCCUGAAGAUGCAGUUGUUGAGGACUUGACCAAUUAUUUUUCUACACUGCAUCCAUUUUCAAUUGGAUCAUCAUCACUAUCACUACCCUCGCUUUCAUCACCCGUGACCGCUACAGCAACUGCCUGGGCAAGUUUGCCUCCGACUCUAACGGAUGCAGAUCAAGCUGCAGAUGAGUUUUUGAGGAUGAUGCAGGACAAACAUGACAGGAUGAGUUACUUUGAACAAUUGGAAUUGGCUCAGAAAGCAGAAGCUGAGGAAGCAGCAGCCCGUCUUUUUAGGCGCAUGAACACUCCAUCUUCUAAAAACAAAACACAAAAGACAGACCAGCACCGCCACCAGCACCAAUCUAUGACAGCGAAUGAACAGAAAGAGUCUGAAACAAAGAAGGCACCAUCAAAAAUUCAAAUCUUUUGUUAUGAUGAUAACUAUUCAAUAAGAUCAGUGGCCACAGUAGAAGCGGAAGCCAUUCUGGAUCCACUUUUGAAUAACGAAAAUGGAAUGUACUUGACGAGUGUACUUCGUAAAAGACGUAUCAAGAUGCGGAAACACAAAUAUAAGAAGUUGCGCAAGAGAACUCGAGCCUUGCGUAAGAAGCUUGGCAAGUAAGGAGGAGGGAAAAAGAAAAAAUUGACAAAAAAAGAAAGAGGCA